This is a messenger RNA of Malus domestica (apple), 1590 nucleotides long. NCBI's taxonomy places the organism in Eukaryota, Viridiplantae, Streptophyta, Magnoliopsida, Rosales, Rosaceae. The record is from RefSeq and is a predicted model, not a curated record.
UAAAAGUCCAUAAAGCAUAUUAUAAAUCAUAUUCAAAUCAUGAAAUAUGGAAUGCAUGCUAGGCUAAUAUUUUAUAACAAUAUAUAAGUUUAGAAGGGGUCCACUCACAAGUUUUCCAUUGCCCGAAAGCUGCUCGAACCAACAAGCAUGAGGUCAAUUCCACCAAUGCACCUAAACACAAUUAAAGGUCGUUUAAUAAAACUCUAUGAAAAUGUUAGAAUUUUGGAAAAAGGACGGCGGAUUCGGGUUUGGUACGUCGAAAAACCUAAGGAGGAACCUCAGGUUUUCCUGCAUACAUCGCCGCACGAGCCGCCACAGGACGGCGGCCAAAGGGCCAUGCGCCGAAGCACGAGGUGGUCGGCAGGCCUGACUCGCCGAAGAAUUCAACAAUUCUAAAAUUCCCAAAUUUUACAUGAAUGAAGAUCUCGAUAAGAGAAACAACUUUCAUACUUGGGUCGAAGUCCAAUUUAGCUGGAAAACAUCUCAAAUCACCCUCGAUCUGCCGAAGUGAUUAUCCUGGAGACACAUUUUUACCGGGUAUGAAGUUAGGUGUCAACCGCAGUGAUGGCCACAUCUGGGCACUUGUAUCAUAUGUAGAUACCUACAACCCGGCUCCGGGGCCGUUCAGUCUUGUUUGGGACCCGAAUGAACAUGAAUUGAAAAUCAAUAAAGCAGAGCGUUUUAUUGGACUAGUACUGGUGUUUAAGGACCAGUACCUCGAGAUAUCCACCCGACUGCCGAAAGACUCCUCCCUGUACGGCCUCGGAGAGAACUCUCAGCCGCACGGGAUCAAGCUCUACCCGAACGAUCCAUACAUCCUCUUCACCACUGACGUCUCGGCGAUCAAUCUCAACACUGAUUUGUAUGGGUCCCACCCAGUUUACAUGGAUCUCUGGAAUGUGGGCAACGAGGCUUACGCGCACUCCGUUCUGCUGCUCAACAACAAUGGCAUGGAUGUGUUCUACAGAGGGAAUUCUCUCACCUACAAGGUCAUUGGGGGUGGUUUCGACUUUUACUUCUUUGCUGCGCCGACUCCGUUGGGCGUUGUCGACCAGUACACGGCAUUUAUCGGCAGACCGGCCCCGAUGGCCUAGUGGUCUCUUGGUAUGUUCUGCUUCCUACCCUCUGCUUUGCCUUCAUUAACUUACUCAGUUAUUCCUAAUUCUAGCUUUAGACUAAAAGCAUUGGAUGUGUAUAUUUUUUUAAUUUUAUUUAAGCGAUAUACUAUAUUUAGAUGCAAAAUAGCGCACCGUUUUAGUCAAACUGACCAAACCCAGAUUAGCGGUUGUGUAUUUGUUUAGAAAAUAAAUGUUUUUGUUAGCGUCCCAACUCCCAAAUCUUUUGUGAAUCUUUUUGUUCUAUUUUGUUGUGAGUUUGUGAAUGAUUUUUUAUGUCGUUUUAGUAUAUAAUAUGAUGUGGUUAGUUCACCCAUGAAAAAAGAAUGUGGAUGUUGUCUCUGGAAUCCUGUCGUCAUCUUCCUCGCAUGCAUGGCUCUGGCCUUUUCAAUUGAAACCAAAACGUGUUUCAGGUGCCUAACACAACCUCUCACUACUCACUCACAUCAUUUGGUUUUUGUAAUUUGAACUUUUC